Molecule: messenger RNA, 1041 nt
Organism: Capsella rubella
Lineage: Eukaryota; Viridiplantae; Streptophyta; Magnoliopsida; Brassicales; Brassicaceae
Product: nuclear transcription factor Y subunit B-6
Exons: 2
Coding region: 258-875 (205 amino acids)
Biological process (GO): regulation of transcription by RNA polymerase II
Cellular component (GO): CCAAT-binding factor complex; nucleus
Molecular function (GO): DNA-binding transcription activator activity, RNA polymerase II-specific; RNA polymerase II cis-regulatory region sequence-specific DNA binding; protein heterodimerization activity
Source: RefSeq, a predicted model, not a curated record
ACACCAAGUCGUGAAUUUUUGAACAAAGAUAUGGAACGUGGAGGCUUCCAUGGCUACCGCAAGUUAUCCCUCAGCACCACCACUCCUCCUGCACCAGUGGAUUUAAAAGCUUGUCAAUCCUGUAAACCACUGUGCCAACGGCGCAUGCAGACGUCAUAGAAGCUCAAACUUUAGCAAUGAAAACAGCUAACAUAACCAUUAUGCACUAAAACUCCUUUUUUUCUUGUUUUUGUUGGGAAUUACCAGCGAAUUUUCUCAUGGCAGAGGGCAGUAUGCGUCCCCCAGAAUUCAACCAGCCUAACAAAACUAGCAAUGGUGGUGAAGAGGAGUGCACGGUGAGGGAGCAAGACAGGUUCAUGCCUAUUGCCAACGUGAUACGGAUCAUGCGGAGGAUCUUACCUGCUCACGCCAAGAUCUCAGACGACUCAAAGGAGACUAUCCAAGAGUGUGUCUCGGAGUACAUCAGCUUCAUAACAGGGGAGGCUAAUGAGCGGUGUCAGCGGGAACAGCGCAAGACCAUCACUGCUGAGGACGUCUUGUGGGCAAUGAGCAAGCUCGGUUUUGAUGACUACAUCGAACCCCUCACGCUGUACCUCCACCGUUACAGAGAGUUGGAGGGUGAAAGAGGGGUUAGCUGCAGUGCUGGAUCUGUAAGUAUGACCAAUGGCAUGGUGGUCAAAAGACCUAAUGGGACCAUGGCUGAUUAUGGAAACUACGGGCCUGUGCCAGGGAUUCAGAUGGCGCAGUAUCAUUAUCGUCAUCAGAACGGGUUUGUUUUCAGUGGCAACGAACCUAAUUCUAAGAUGAGCGGUUCAUCUUCAGCAGCAGGUGGCGCCAGGGUUGAACUAUUUCCGACUCAGCAACAUAAGUACUAAGAACAAUGGCUAAUAAAGUAGACAGCUGACAGAGCGUGAGUCAUAACUGUUAGUAGGCGUAAGUUUUAUGGUUUUUCUUUGUUUGUCAUCUGGUUGAAAGAACAUUAUGUUUUUCAUCAGAUCUGUCUUGUGGUCAAGUGUGUCAAUAAAGCACUAGGUUUCCAAA